Molecule: messenger RNA, 267 nt
Organism: Funneliformis mosseae
Lineage: Eukaryota; Fungi; Glomeromycota; Glomeromycetes; Glomerales; Glomeraceae
Source: the annotation of a GenBank genome assembly
UGUGGACGAAGAGAUGAGUGAUGAAGAUUGGGAACGAUACAUUCGUGGAAAGUCUUAUACAUCGUUUCAUCCAUGCGGUACUGUUAAAAUGGCACCAGAAUCCCAAGGAGGAUGUGUUAAUCAUCGACUUCAAGUUUAUGGAACCAAAAAUCUUCGAGUUGUCGACGCUUCAAUUUUUCCAAAUGUUCCAAAUGGUAAUACUAAUGCACCUGUUGCUAUGGUUGCAUGGAGAGCAAGCAGGAUAAUUAAAGAAGACUACCUUAAAAA